Dufourea novaeangliae is the source of this 1371-nucleotide messenger RNA. RefSeq names its product phosphatidylserine decarboxylase proenzyme (gene Pisd). Gene Ontology annotation, cellular component: mitochondrion. Lineage: Eukaryota; Metazoa; Arthropoda; Insecta; Hymenoptera; Halictidae. The record is from RefSeq and is a predicted model, not a curated record. Gene Ontology annotation, molecular function: phosphatidylserine decarboxylase activity. The coding region runs from base 52 to 1188 and encodes 378 amino acids. The transcript has 5 exons. Gene Ontology annotation, biological process: phosphatidylethanolamine biosynthetic process.
AAUUUAUUCGACAUGUGAGAUAUAUAUUCAAAGGGAUUUCUGAAAAUUUCUAUGAAUCGAAGGUUCUCAAGGAGAUAUGCUUCAAAUGCAACGAAUCAUAAAGCUACUUCAUGGUAUUCCUUUGUAAAAUGGGAAUGGAGUGUUCCUGUUGGGAUAUCUUUGUCAUUGUUAGGAAUAUUACAAUGGAGGCAUUUACAAAAAUAUCCAUACCCAACUAACAAUGGCAAUGUGUAUGAACCAAUUAGUAUUUUUGUGGUGAAAUGUUCUUACUACUUGCCACUGCGGAUGAUAAGCAGAAUAUGGGGCUGGAUAGCUAGUUUGGAAUUGCCAGUUGUUUUGAGACCAACUCUAUAUGGAUUUUAUGCAAGGACUUUUGAUGCUAAUCUAGAUGAAAUCGAUGUAAACCUAUCAGACUUUCCAAGUCUUGUCGAUUUUUUUGUUAGACCACUUAAAAGCGAUGCAAGACCUAUUGAUCAUAAGGCAAAUAUGGUUUCACCCUCUGAUGGAACAGUAUUACAUUUUGGUCCGGUAACAGCGUGUCGUGUAGAACAAGUAAAGGGGGUAACUUACGAUCUUAAGCAUUUCUUAGGUCAUGUAAAUACACGUUCUUCGGAUGAUGCUCAAAGGUUAACACCAGAUGAUGAUGAUGCUUAUGUAAAGUCGCUACUGAAAAGCCCAAGAAAUCAACUUUAUCAACUAACAGUUUAUUUAGCUCCAGGAGAUUAUCACAGAUUUCACAGUCCAACUGAUUGGGAAAUCGAGUUUCGUAAGCAUUUCCAAGGAAAGCUGUUAAGUGUCAAUCCAAGGGUAGCUAAAUACCUACCGGAUUUAUUCUCAUUAAACGAACGCGUGAUAUACAUUGGAAAAUGGGCUGGUGGUUUCAUGGCUUAUACUGCGGUCGGAGCCACGAACGUAGGUUCCAUAAAAGUUUACUGUGAUAGAGAACUGCAAACAAAUACAUUAAUGUGGCCUGAGGCAAAGCACUGGAAAGAUGCUAGUUUAGGGUGUGCGCGUAUUAGCAAAGGAGAAUUGUUUGGCGAAUUUAGAAUGGGAUCUACUGUUGUAUUGCUGUUUGAAGCUCCAAAAGAUUUCAAAUUCUGCAUACAAGUGGGUCAGACAAUAAAAAUGGGUCAAGCUUUAACCGACUGUAGUGUUGCUGUUGAAGAGAAACCUGCACAUUCGUCAUGACAAUUAAUAAAUCACGUUGCACUCGGCUGGAAAUACGUUUGGAGAGCAGACGCAUGACUGAUCUUUAUUGGCAUUGUUGUUGCUGUCGACACACCUUUAGCGAAACAUUGAUUACAACGAGGAAUGAACGGAAAAUGUCAAAUAAAUUGCCAAAUUUCAAAAACAUCAAUCCCUUGAAACUUU